UCUCUCUCUCUCUCUCUCUUUACACGUUGCGCCAAAUUACUCAAGGGGCUUGUUCGAGCUGUCGCCUCUCACGUUUCACCAUUUCCGGUUUUCCCGCGUCUUACGUGUAACAAUUUUAUCCAGUAGCUGAGCUUCCGCGGCUUUGCCUUCUCUGUAGAAGGGAGAAGAGGAGGACCGGAGGAGGCAAAGAAAGGAGAAAGAGAAGAUGGUGGCGAUCACACCAGUCAUUGCGGCGAGAGUGCUGUUCAGCGUGCUGGGAUUAUUCAUGUUGGCGACUCUCCUCUACACUAUCUUCACCGACGGCUCUCCUUUUCGGAAAGAAGUCCUGACUCCGUGGAUGGGAGCAACUUUGAUUGAUUUCUAUAUCAAUGUUGCAGCAAUUUGGGCCUGGGUGAUCUACAAGGAAUCUAAUUGCUUUGGUGCUCUUCUUUGGAUAGUUUUGUUGAUAUGUUUUGGCAGUUACAUCUUGUUUUGCAGCAUCUCCACAUGCCUCUACAUUGUUAUCGAGCUUUUUAAGCUCUCACCUGAAGAUCCACUGUACCUUGUCUUCUUAAACUCACGAAGCAGUGUUGUAGACAAUUAAUUUUUCACAUGUGCUGAAAAAUACCAGCAUGGGAGCUCCUGCAUUGGUCUUCUAUCCAGCUUUUGCAGCUCAAUAUAAAACUCGUAGGCAUGAAGAAGUUGGAGUGGCUGGAACUGAGAUGGCUGCCUACGCUUGACUUAUUGGGAAACAUGAGAGUUCCAUAAGAACUUGAGUCACUUUCAUACUCGGGGCACUUUGACAAUUAUGUUCGAUAAGAGCAUCUGUUGGUCUUUACAAUUGCGUCUUGAAUUCUCUAUGGGUGGCCUCCUAUACAAGAACAAUUGCUUUACUAAUGAGUGGCCCUAAUCCAUGAAUGUAAAUGGUUUGAAUAAGGACGAGCGCUAAUAGUCUUUUUAACUGGGGGAGAGGGGGACCAGUGAGCUUUGAAAAUGUGUGGAAAGAAUGCUGUUCUAAACCUUAAUGAUGUCCUUUCCAUGACCCCAGACGGUAUACCUAGCUUUGGUUCACAGCAAAGAAUUUCAACCCAUGGAGUUCGUAUCUUUAUAUACAUUUACAUAUGAAUGUACCUUAAUACUUUAAAAUUUUA
Molecule: messenger RNA, 1130 nt
Organism: Nymphaea colorata (pocket water lily)
Lineage: Eukaryota; Viridiplantae; Streptophyta; Magnoliopsida; Nymphaeales; Nymphaeaceae
Exons: 6
Coding region: 206-583 (125 amino acids)
Source: RefSeq, a predicted model, not a curated record